CUGCCAAUCUUCACACUCCUUUCGUAGACCUUCCGGCCCAGCACGAUGCAGGAGCAGGGCGUAGAUCCAGCUCUGUCUCUUCCGAUUGAUAUCACCUAUUCAAAGCUUGCUGAUUGGUUGGUGGACCGCAGGAAGAUCCCAGCAGAUUGGCGAAAGAAAUUGGCAAGCGUUCAGGCGAAGGUCAGAACGGCAUUCUCCACUUUGCCACGCAGCGUGGAUCCCUGGUUUCUCACUCUCGAGGCAGACGGUGUUGGAUAUCUGGAAGCCAAGCGUAUCAGAGAUGUACUCCUCGCUUCAUCCCCUGAUUCCCGUAAUUUCCUCGGAAGGGCUACCGGAGCAGCGGGCGAGUGGGACGCCAUAGUGUCAGCCUAUGAGAAAGAUCUACUCUAUCUAGGCGAGGCCGCACAAAUCUUGGUUCAAAAUACAAACUAUGACAUUCCAGAUUUAAAGAGGCAGGUUGUCAAGUUACAACAGCUAGUGACUGAUUCAGAGCGUAAGGAAGCUGAAGUCAAACGAAGUGCUGCUCAGUCUGCAAUCAAGUAUCAACAAGCAUGCCAGGAAUUGGGGGUUCAAGGUACCAACAUCAGGGCAGAACUUUUAGCUUUGGGAAAGACACUUCCAAACAUUUUUGCGAAUGUCAUCGAGGCUCUUUGCGAUGGUAUGGUGGGUAGCGCUAUUGACUACUACCAAGCUUUCACCAAAUAUGCACACGCAGGAGAAAAUGAUGAGAGCACAAUUGUAGUUCCAACAUUAAAAGAGCUUCGUGACAAUCCUCCAGAUGUCCACGCUGCUGUACACCUCAGCCCCAGAACUUCUCACCAGACCAAUGAAAAAGACAAACUAGAGACAGUGGCUCAAGCCGAUUUGUCGACUACAGAGAUUGACUGGGGAAUAGAUAUGGCAGGGAGCACUGAAGCAGAGAUCCCACUUGACAUAGACUGGGACAUCGGUGCUGUGGAGCCAGAUCUGGACAACGGAGGUAACGAAGGGGAAGUAGCGGGUUCUGAACCAUUCGUUCCAGGAGCCGUUGUGGAGGAUAUGCAAGCAGUUCCUGAAAUCAGCUGGGAUAUAGAAGUGCCGGAUGGCGCUGGUACAGAGAUAAACUGGGACAUUGAUGUCGAAGAUUAUGGUUUGGUUUCAACUACAGAUGUUUUGCCAACCGAAGACCAUCCUUUAAGCAAUGGCAAGUCAGAUCUUGAUAGCGUAGCUGGAGAAGAAGUCAGACAAACACUGAGCCUCGUUGAGACAGACUAUAGAAACAGGUUGCUUGAUGAUCUUUUUGAGCUCAAAACGUUUUUGAAGCAAAGGCUGGAGGAAAUGGAGAGUGACGACACAGCGGCUUUACAAAAUCAAGUGCAAGCUGUCGCACCCACCUGGAUCCCACAGCAUGGCUCUGAAUCCUUAAUGGCCAUGGUUUCAAGCAUCGCUCAGGCUCUAAACCUGCUUACAAAUCGAAAAACUCGGGAUUUGAUCUUAAUCUCAACUUCUGUACGAUACUUGGAAAGGCUAGAGGCUUCAUUGAUACAGAAGAAGCAAAACGAAUCAAAGCUUCAUCAGACUAUGAAGGACUUGAGUAACAAAAGACUUGAGCUCCGCAAUAAUCUUACUAUGAUCUGGCCGAAGCAGGAAGCAAUGGUGGACAGAACGAAGUCAAUCAAGCUACUUGUUGAAAAAAGCUUAUCUGCACAGUACAAUGAUCGGAAGGUUAACAUCAUAGGAGAGAUCAAUAAUGCUUUGGGCAAUGUGUAGAAUUCUUGAGGACCUUGGGACACGCAAUUUUUCAGAUAAUAGAUGAAGUGCUUUUUUUUUUCUCUCUCACAGCUGAGCCCACCUUCUGAAGAGGCCUACCCCUCGCGACUUUCUUACUUACCCACACACAAACCAGAUCAGAUCUUUAUCAUUUUGGUAGAUAUUUGUAGAUGGUUUGUAGUCGGUUUGGGCUGUCUGUUAUCUUCUGGAUAUGUACUCUUGCGACUGCACUUCUUCUGUACGAGCUACGAAACACCCAUCUUUCCGACCCAGAUACAAUCCUUGGUUUGGCUGACGUUCUCUGAGGAGAAAGUGGCUGAGUUUGUUCCAUUUCUAUUGGAAUCACCUACAAUUAUGCUAUUCCCGGGUGUUAGAUGUUAAAUGAACCCACCACAAGUGGUGAGAAUUGUAUAGGAAUUCCUCGCGAUCGUUAUUCUGUUACCUGAGUCCUUUUCCGAUUUGUAUGACAAUUGCUCGAAGUUCCCCACCAAGAAAACAAAGUGCCAACUGGAGAAAUACCCAUUGUAAGCAGGAGAACUGGUGAGCAAAUACGACAUUUGUCCUUGC
Molecule: messenger RNA, 2316 nt
Organism: Marchantia polymorpha subsp. ruderalis
Lineage: Eukaryota; Viridiplantae; Streptophyta; Marchantiopsida; Marchantiales; Marchantiaceae
Source: the annotation of a GenBank genome assembly